This is a messenger RNA of Odocoileus virginianus texanus, 8607 nucleotides long. RefSeq names its product decapping mRNA 2 (gene DCP2). Gene Ontology annotation, molecular function: RNA binding; 5'-(N(7)-methylguanosine 5'-triphospho)-[mRNA] hydrolase activity; manganese ion binding. Gene Ontology annotation, cellular component: cytoplasm; P-body. NCBI's taxonomy places the organism in Eukaryota, Metazoa, Chordata, Mammalia, Artiodactyla, Cervidae. Gene Ontology annotation, biological process: nuclear-transcribed mRNA catabolic process, nonsense-mediated decay; deadenylation-dependent decapping of nuclear-transcribed mRNA. The record is from RefSeq and is a predicted model, not a curated record.
AGCCUCGGGGUCCCGGGCUGAGGGAGCCGGAAGGAAGUGAGCGGUCCCGCCCCUUUUCCCCUCUCGUUUCCGUAGGAGCCACCGCCGCCGCUGCCGCAGCUGCUGCGUGUUCUCCGGCGAGCCGGAGUCUUCCUGCAGUAGCCUCGGUCCCCGGCCGCGCGGAGCCGGGAUGCACUGCUCCUGCUGUGGGUCCUCAUCAUGGAGACCAAACGGGUGGAGAUUCCCGGCAGCGUCCUGGACGAUCUCUGCAGCCGAUUUAUUUUGCAUAUUCCCAGCGAGGAAAGAGACAAUGCUAUCCGAGUGUGUUUUCAGAUUGAACUUGCCCAUUGGUUUUACUUGGAUUUCUACAUGCAGAACACACCAGGAUUACCUCAGUGUGGGAUAAGAGACUUUGCUAAAGCUGUCUUCAGUCAUUGUCCAUUUUUGCUGCCUCAAGGUGAAGAUGUGGAAAAAAUUUUGGAUGAAUGGAAGGAAUAUAAAAUGGGAGUGCCAACAUAUGGUGCAAUUAUUCUUGAUGAGACACUUGAAAAUGUACUACUGGUUCAGGGGUACCUAGCAAAAUCAGGCUGGGGAUUUCCAAAAGGAAAAGUAAAUAAAGAAGAAGCUCCUCAUGAUUGUGCUGCUAGAGAGGUCUUUGAAGAAACUGGUUUUGAUAUUAAAGAUUAUAUUUGUAAGGAUGAUUACAUUGAACUUCGGAUCAAUGAUCAGCUUGCUCGUUUGUACAUCAUUCCAGGAAUUCCAAAAGAUACAAAAUUUAACCCAAAAACCAGAAGAGAAAUCCGGAAUAUUGAGUGGUUCUCCAUUGAGAAAUUGCCUUGCCAUAGAAAUGAUAUGACCCCAAAAUCCAAACUUGGUUUGGCACCAAACAAAUUUUUUAUGGCCAUCCCUUUUAUCAGACCAUUAAGGGACUGGCUUUCUCGAAGAUUUGGAGAUUCCUCAGAUAGUGACAAUGGAUUUUCCUCAGCUGGUAGCACACCAGCUAAACCCACUGUGGAAAAAUUGAGUCGAACCAAAUUCCGCCACAGUCAGCAGUUAUUUCCUGAAGGUUCUCCUGGUGACCAGUGGGUAAAGCACCGGCAGCCCCUGCAGCAUAAACCAUAUAAUAAUCACCAUGCUGAAAUGUCUGAUCUUUUAAAGGCAAAGAAUCAAAGUAUAAGGGGAAAUGGCAGAAAACAGUAUCAAGAUUCACCUAAUCAAAAGAAGAGAACGAACGGGACACACGGCCAGCCAGCCAAGCAGCAGAGUCCCCUGGCGAAAUGUGAAAAAAAACUUCAUCCACGAAAACUUCAGGAUACUUUUGAAACAGAUGCUGUGUAUGACUCACCUUAUUCCGGUGAAGACCAGUUGCUGGAACAUGCCGAGGGCCAGUCUGUGGCGUGUAAUGGACACUGCAAGUUCCCCUUUUCAUCCCGAGCUUUUUUGAGUUUCAAGUUUGACCAUAAUGCUAUAAUGAAAAUCUUGGACCUUUGAUAGCAGCAAAUAUGGAAGUCUCCAAAUCAGAGACUUGUUGCAUUUGAGUGGGUGUCUCUUUGAGCCUUACCUUUCUCAGGUGUUUUAAAGAAAUGCAGGGAGACGAUGUUUCUGAAGAGAUGUUCUCUGUGCAGAAGAGAGAAGAUUAGAAAGAAACAUGAAUUUGCACUGUAAAUGUGGUUAUGACUUUUUAUACACAUGUACCUUUUCAGUGUUUGGCUAAUGAAUUUAAGUUGCUUUUUAUGAGGGCAUUUUUUUCUGUGAUUGUGGUUUUUAUCUUGUAUUCUGGUCACAAAAAUAGCAUUUGAGUCAUCAUUAAGUAGCCGGGUUAAUGGGAAUGCUCCAUCUUCCCACUGCAGUGAUUGUGAUACUAGUUUCCUAUACUGAAAACUUUAAAAGAAACUUAAAAUACACAAUUAUUACAUGAAUACAAGACCCGAAAUGUCACAGAAGUCAAGAUUGCAGGUCAUCUGCUUUGGUGGCAUUUUGCACAUUUCUAUGCUUCUAAUAGCUUAGGUUCGCUAACCUUCCUUGCUAGGAGUUUUGUUGAAAGGUUUCACUUAGAGUCAGAAUCUGCUAUAUAACAUGUUCAAGAUGAACUCAUGGCACUUGGUGAAAGCACAGAGUCCUCAGCCUGGGGAGGGGCUUGAGCUGGUGCUGGAGAGCUGCGGCUCUGGUUCUGAGUCGUGCCGUGUGCUCACGCUGGGCUCGGAGGCUGUGGGGAGAGGACGGCUGGGGGAGAGCGCGGGGCCGGGGCCCCGAGACUGUGCUGUCACAGCUGCAGCGUCCCACCCAGCCCCUCGGGUCGUGUGGUUUUGUUCUCGUGCGACUCGACUCUGUUACAGCUGUGUAAAUACGUAUGGAGUACCGACAUUACUAGGUUCCACAUUGCAUCUCAGUGUUGUUGAUCUCUUGAAACGGAUGCUGUUUUAGGUUCCCACUUGCAGUAGUAGCAGAGACUGACAUACUUGGUAGCGUACUGAAGCCUCUGGACGAUGGAGUGAAAAGGGAAGGGUGUGCAGUUUACCCAAAUACUGAUAAAGCAUCGCACUAGGGGAGGAGCAGAACAGGGCAGCAACAUGUGUGAUUCACUCCUAGGAAUGUAUUGUGCUCCUUUAGGAUUCUUAAAUCCAAAUAAGGAUGGCAGUGCCCAUUUAGAGAAGGAGUUUAGCUAUGUAAAGCUAUGGACAAUCACCAGGGCUUUAAGGGGGCUUUAGUGUUUGGGCUGCUUCUGACCUCAUUGAAGGUGUUUCUUUGGGGGUGGGGGGAGAGUGUUAGCAUAUGCGUGCAUACGCGUCUGUCAUAUGGGUUUUAAAAAUCUACUUUACAUGUGGUAUCCACAAAAUAUAUCUCUGCUUGUAAAUUUUAUUGUGGAAAUCUUGAUUCUGUAUAGAUAGUCUAUUUAAUAGGGUUUCUAUUUAACCCUGUGGGACUUUCAAAAGAAGUGCUGUUGUAAGGAGUUCACUUGCUUUUUCUUUGCUUUAGAUUUUCAAUGGCUUGAUUUUAAAGGAGAAAGUCUAUUUAUGAAUAAAAGUGUCACCAUCUUGGUGCUAAGCAGGAUAAUUCAGUUUUAGCAGUGUGUUAGAACUAGGUUAUCCACUGUCCUGCAUCUUUUAAUGUGACAAAUUGGUGAAUCCUUCUGUGACCUUUUAAAAAUGCAUUUUAAGAUUGCUUUGGAAGCUCUUAACUGUUCUAAGAAUACAGCAGCUUUGCUUUGGUCUCCUUGAGCCAUAUUUAUAGUUGGUCCCAGCAUUCCAGGUUUCUGUUCUUAAUGGAGUGAAACUUAGUUUGUCUGGCAGGUGAGUCGUUUUCACUCAUUUACUGCCGUCUGGAAACCAUUUAAUUUUUUGUGAUUUUGAAUGUGUUUUUUUCUGUUUAAGUGAGUGCUUUGGUCAGUCUUUUCUGGUGCCUUGAGUUGGAAUUUUCAGCUCUUGACACUAAAGCAGAAGAGAUUAGUUACCAGAAAUAUGGCCUCUAAUGGUGUUGAGCCUUUUCAAGAACCAACAGAUUAUUUCUUUUCGAUUAUGUUAGUUUGGUUAAAUAUUGCUAUUGGGCUGCUUCAUUUAAUGCACUGUGGGUGGGACAAAAUAAGGGUGUUGUUGGGAUGGUAAUUUUGGUAUUGAGGCUUUUAGCUCUCUUUACAGUUUGAGAUUUAAAAAAUGUUAAAAGAUGAGUUAAAAUUUAUUUGUGUGAUGUGACUUAACUAUGCAGAAAAAUGUAUAAGUUGGAUGUACCUAUUUUAUGUACAUCUGCUAUACUUCUUCCCUCGAACCUGUAUAUUAGAUUCUCAGUGUUCAGCUUACCUUGAAAAGGGCCAUGCUUAGCACAGAACUAGAUUUCUUGAUUGAGAAAUUUUAGCAUGGUUUGAAGAAAUCAAGUGAUAGAUAAGGGAGUGUGCUGAAUAUGCAAUACCUUACUUCUGUGUGCUGCAUUUUAAGAAGCUAGAUGAGAAUAGCAGUUGUGUUGGCUUCAAUUACAGAUUAUGUCUUUGAGAGAAAUAUGUCUGUUGAACCCACUUUUUCAGUAUUCUUAGUUCCAAGGUUCAGUGUACUGUGAAUCUUUUUAUUUUUUUAAAUUUCCUAGGUGCUUUUAUGUAUAAUGAUUUGUAAGAUGUUCAAUGAAUUGUUUUUGUACUUAACCAUUAUAAUCUAGAAGAUAGAAUUAUGGUUUAUAUGCUUUCACAAGUUUUUGUUCAGAACUAGCAAAUGAAUGGUUUUAAGAUUUCAAAGUGGUGUUCUGAGACAUGAGCAUUUGGAGACAUCUGAGAUCCUACUAGAGCUUUUGUAGCAUGGGUGAAAUUUGGUUGAAGAUGUUUGAAAGUGAAGUUGGAUUUUCAUGGUUAUGAAAAGGUGAGUUUCCUAUGCUGUAAAGGAAUGGUGGUCACUGCUUGCUGCUUUGAACUUGGAUUAUUUUUCCAUUAAGUAUCAAUUAGUAAGUACAAAUGAAGAUGUAUAGCAAUAUUAAUUUUACGCUAUGAGAUUGGGUUGGUAUUGUCUUUUAAGUCUUUAGUGAUUUGUGUGUUAAUAUAAAAAUACUCCUCAAGUCUAAGUGAAUGGCAUCCUUCCAUAAGGAGGAUUAAAUUCUUCUAUAAAACUUAAUACAUUGUGGUAGUCUUAGAAAAUUUCAGGUCUGAGUGCAUGUAUGCAUUAAAAAAAAUUAAAAACAUUUCAUUACCUUUUCCCUUGCUUUUUUUUUUGUUUGUUUCCAACAGUUAACUUGAACAGUAAGGAGCAAAAUCAGUUAAAAAAUUAGACUUUUUAACAGUUAUUUUUCUUACUAUGAUAAUAUCUCUUGGCUUUUUAUCUUUAUCUUUGUACCAGUGGCCCUCUGAGCUACGUGCUCAGAGAUUUUUGUCUUGAUUGACGUCCAUUGUGUCUUUGUAUUCUCUGAGGCAGUACAGUAUUUUCUUUGCAUAUUAAUCAUAGUUAAAAGGUCAGAGUCAUUAACAUUUUCUGAUUGAAGAAAAAUUAGGUGUUACCUAGCAAUUUUGAAUUAGGUAUUUUCUAGCCUGGGGAAGGGACUCGCAUGUAUUCCUGUAAUGUUAAAGAUAAACAAGACAAACUCGCUCUGUCUGAAGUUAUCAAUCUACUUUAUGUAUUAAGUACCUGUCUCUAGGUAAAUGGGUGUUAGUUAAAUAAGUUUUGUUAAACUUUAUCCUAGGUAGUUUGGUGAAGCCUUGAGUUCCUCAUUAUGUACUAGACUUUAAAAUCAGUUUGUACAGUUGCCAAAAAUUGUAAAAAUGAGAUUAUGAUGGGCUUUCUCAGCAUCUUUUUGUUCUUAGAAUUGAGUUGUUUUUGAAGUUUCUCCACCUCUGUCAUGAAGAAGGCAGAUUACAAAUGGACAGUAUAGGCUCUGUCUCGUGCUUUUGGAGCAAAUUCUGGAUAUCAGUUUCAGAAAAUAUGAAAGGUUUAUUGUUAUAGGGUAAAAAGUGCCCGGAAGGAGGAAGAUAGCUAUAGUUACUGGGCAAGGAAAACAGAAGGCAGAGAUUUUAGAAGAUAAAAUCAGUUCUCAAGUGCUGUAUGAUGCAUGAGGCCAGAAAUGUGAGCAUUGCCUCGCCCAAGCAGAGUCUCGUGUGUGGCCAUUACCAAGCGUUUUCUGGCUCCAGGUUUAAUUUUUUUCUAAGUAUGGUUGCCAAGGGGUCCAGCAAAUCUGAAGUGAUUUUCUCCCUUUAAUAGUCAGUGUUUGAGACUCCAGCCACACUGAAGUGCUGACACGCGGCUUUCUCCCCCAGCCCGGAGCACAGCCAGCCACCCGUGGGCACAUGUCACGGUCGCUGCUCACAGUGACCCGCAGGACAGAACGCACACUUGUCCCAGACGGGCGUCCUGGUUUCCCCUGACAGUGUUCAUCACCGAAAUGGUGGCCUUAGCCAGGGAGCAGAGUACAGCUACCCCCGCUGCCUGGGAGUGGGCGUGAAGGGCUGGCUGCCGCCAGUUUUGUUCUCAGACUUUUACCAUAGAAGUACAGAGAAGUGUAGAAAAAAACCAUGAUGAAGUAUUCAAGUUUUAUCUUGAGAAAAUGUUCAUAACUGACUCUUUAAUCUGGGUUCCUUAGGAAAUCACCGGCAAAGAAGUCUCGUUUGUCUUGGGUCCCUCUGGUUAGCAGCGGGGGUGGUCUAGUUACGGUGGCAGCUUGGCAGCGCAGCCUGAGAGGAAUUGGCCUUGUUAACGAGGUCUCGUGUUGGCUCUGUAGUUGCUGGUCAGUGUCUUCUGGGGAAGGACAUGGGAUGCAGAGGGCAGUUGCCUGUGUGUUUUGUUUCCUGUGGACCCUGUUGUUAGUAGCCUUCAAUCCGUUCAUCCAGUGGAAGAAGGCGGCUCUGAACACUCACUUGCUGCUUAUUUGGUGUUUGGGUGUCCUUGUGGUGACUGACCUCUAUCUGGUGAGUGUUCUUUGAAGACCUGUUGUUCCUGAAUCCUUUUCUGGGGGUGACUGGUCAGAAAGAGGCCAUUGAGUCUGUCCCUUUGUGUCAUUUUUUUCUUUCUGUAACAAUUUUUUUUCUUUGUGAUGCAUCUCUCUCGUCAGUCUGCCACUGUGGGAAUUUACAGGUAAUAAUUGCAUCUUAACUUUCACCCUUGGGCCGUGAGCAGUCAGGAAGGGCUGUGGCCACCUGGGCUUGUUGAUUUUAGUUUCAUAGCUGUUCCACUGGUUUGGGAACAGGGGACACUUCUGUGUUGUUCUAGGGCACUGAGCAGUGUUCUGGUUUCUGAGAGGUCUUCAAAAAAACCCAAAAACAAAACAGUCUUCAGUUGUGGACUUUUUGACGUAAGAUGUAACAUUUUCAUUCAGUGUGCUUACAAUUCAUUGAAUCUGAUGUUCUAAAAUAGUCUAUAGCUAUGGUAUGGAACAUUUGGGGCACAAAUCUUCAUUGUAUCAUUUCUUACACUUGACGGGAUUAGCUGGAUCUUUGUAAAAUGAUUGCUUAGUUUGUUUUUUUGUGAUGUUCAGGAAUAGACUGGAUGACAGGAAAUGAAAGCACAAUUGGUUGUGAUUGAAAUUGAGAAAGGUAGUAACUGCUCCUCAGCAGUUUGGUCAGUUCUAUGUUUUUAAUACCUUUGCAACAAAUGAUUAGCAGUGGACUUGUACUCUUCGUGUCUUACGCAUACGAUAUGCACUGAUACAAAAGCACAAAAACAUAUCUGCAGUUUCUUUAUGCAUUUUGCUACUGUCCUAGGGCGCUGCUGUCUCUACUGGUCAUUUUAGGUUUGUGUUUGGAUCUUACCUUUUAAUUUCAAAUGAAAGAUCCCAAAGAACUGAUUAGUUUUACUUUUUUUUUUUCAUUUUAUUUCAAAUUUAGGACAGGAGACUGCUAACCUGACUCCCGUUUUAUAAACAUUGUUGUUCAGUCACUCAGUCAUGUCUGACUCUUUGCUACCCCAUGGACUGCAGCACACCAGGCUACCGUGUCCUUCACCAUCUCCCAGAGUUUGCUGCUGUUGUCUGAGUCAGUGAUAUUUUUUCUUCAGUAAGAGGGAAGGAGAAUGAACUAUUUUGCAUAUACAUAUGUUUGUGUGUAUAUAUAUACACACAAUAUACAUAUUUUUUCUAAUUGUUUUUAAAGUUUGCUUAUUAGCUUAUACUUAAAAAUUCGUCUUUUCUGAGUAUUGAUUCAUACAACUUGGUGUUUUAAUUUUACCUGUUGUCAUUGAAAAUUUAAGAGUCUUCUUUGAGAAUAAAAUGAUGAAUCAAAUGAAAUUGUGGUUCAUGUAUUAACUAACUUAAGUGAUCAUCAGCAUUAGCUUGGAUGGGAAAGGGAAUAAGAAUUGAUUUCUUCGUGUUCCUUGUCUAGUUCCAAAGCAAGGUUUGAAGUGUCUUUGGUGCUGUGGAGACUAGGUAAUGUUCAUGGAAGAUGUGGAGGCUUCAAACAGUUCCCUUAGGAGUCGGUUUUAGUAUGAAAAAGGUGAAGGUAUUUAUGCUAAGUUAUGUUAAAUUGGAAGCUACAAAAUUUGGUAGGAAAAAAUUGACGAAACACAUAAUUUUUACCUUAAUUAAAACUGUGUUUUAUUACGUUAGCUGCUAGGGCAUUGUACUGUUUAGGUAGGCUGUGUAGGUAAACCAGUGGAGUAAUUCUGUUGGUAGUAAUGAAGUUCCUGGUGCUUGGUUUGAUUAAUUGUGGACCAUUUAGGAAAAGCAGAAAAGGAACCCCAAAACACUGUUGGUACACCUUGUAGUUUUACUUUCUGACUGAAGAGUAGUUUUCCUUUUUCCCCCUCAGUUUCAAUGAAAGGAUAAGGACUGAUUUUCAUUCACCUUGAGUGUAUCUAUCAUAAGUAAAGGAUUUCCAGUGACUCAUGUUUAUGAUUCAGAAGUUUAAAUGUUUGCAGGAUUACUGCACUUUCAGAAUCGACUAGAAAUGCCAGCUGUACCCUCCACUGAGAAAAUGAACUAAGUUCUCUGUCUUUACACUUGUGCUCUUUUGAAAGCUUUUGAUGUAAAUAACACCAGUUGAGAAGUGAGAAACCUUUUAUCUUAAAAAAUGCAGUUUGAAUGAUGGAAGGUUUCCUUUGUAUGUAUUUUAAAACAUUUUUACAGUUGAUUGUUCAAAUAUUGGCUUUCUGUAAAAACAUGUUAAAUUUAGAGCCUUUGUAGUGCAAUAUCAAUAAAUUUUGCCUACUUGGGCAGUUUUAAUUACUACCUUAA